AUGACUUUUCAGACCAAGCAGAUGAAGUCCAAGGCUUUGUCAGUAAAGGAGUCCACCUGGAUGUCGGAGGAAUGCCAUCUAGUGGAGGAUCGGCAAGGGAAUAUUCAGAGGAACAGCCUUUGCUUGCCAAACAUCUUCAGGUCUACGAAGGUGAAGCCUCUCGCGAGGAGCAAGUACACUUACGUGGUUUACCACACGGCCAAGGAGCUUCUGCUGGAGGCGCUGGACAGAGGGGCUGUUCGGGAGAUGACCAGGAGAGCGUCCGGUGUGAAGGCGGGAGCUCACUGUCCGCAACCCAGCCACGGGAAGGAGCAGUGCACCGACGUGAGCGAGGAGGAGUACGCCGAAGCUUUGACCUGCUUCUCUACAGUGCUACAGACAGGACUGUGGCCAGGAGACGACUGCUGCUUGGGCUCUGAGCUGAGCCUAAGCCUGAGCCUGGACGGUUGGCAGGGUGUCCUGAAGAGAAACAGCUUCCAGACAAAGCUUCUGUCUCUGAGCAGGCAAAGCGACAGCGAGAAGCUGCAGGCUCUCUCUGACUUGUGUUGCCACUUGGCCAGACGCUACUUGGCCUUAUACACACCAGGUCAAAACCUGGCCAUAAAGAAAUACCAGCUUUCCCACCAGCAGGGUCCUCGCUGUCUGCAUCUCGCCCUCCUCUGUGAUAUGAGCUCAGGCUUCAUCUGCAGCAUCUAUGUGUACAGCCCCGAGCAGCUGCAGAGGCGAAGUAGGAGACCUGUCCUUGAGCAGGUGGUCACACACCUGCUGAAGCACCACCACGGCCACAGGCACGUGGUUCAGCUGGACAGCUCUGCUUGGAUGAACGGCCAACUCAUCUUCUCUAAUUUUGAGCUUAAUAUAAACUUUGUUCCAGCGGUCAAAGGUUCAUCCAUGGAAGCAGCACCCUCAUCAUGCGUGUCUCCUAGUGUCAAACCAGAUCGAGCAUCUGAAGAGUCCCUGUCUCAGCUCGUUAAGCAUCUAGACGGCUGGACUGGACCGGCCCUGGUUCUUUCGUCGGACAGGAAUGAAUCAGUGGACCUUUUUCUCCCAGGCCUCUGGGCGACACUGCACAUGGUCUGCAUCAACACUUUUGUGCUUCACACCUUGCAAAGUCAGGAAUCAGGGAGGCGGGUCCACUUAAACGACUUCACCAGGAAUCUGGCCUCUCAGCUGGCCAUGGACAGCAGCAUCCCUGUGCACUUUAUGCCAUGGCCUAACAGCACCGUGCACCAGGAGACACUACUUUCAAACCUUUGUAGGCAGAGCCGUGGUCAGAUGUUGGGAAGAGACAGGCAUGAGCGCAGUGCCGUGGCAAGGCUGCAGGGGUGGAGCAGACCAGGAGUGUGCGGUUUGGACAACUCAGGCAACUCGUGCUACCUAAACGCUGCGCUGCAGUGUCUGUGCGCGACGGUGCCGCUGGUGGAGCACCUCCUCCACCAGGACACCCGCAAAGCGCUCACACGGUCCAAAUGCCACGUAGCCGAGGUUUUCGUGCGCCUGCUGCAGGAGAUGUGGUUGGGAGGGAGUCCCACGUGUGCGCCCGUGGAGGCCCGGUCCGUGCUGUGCUCCAUCCUCCCUCAGUUCAACAACUACUAUCAGCAGGACGCGCAAGAACUGCUCCUAUGUCUCCUCAAUGCCCUGCACGACGACCUCAAAAAGGCUGAAAAGCACAAGGCUUGCUCGGUUCAACAGCCGCGACCAGACCAGAAUAAAAGGCGUGCAGCAGAGUGUACCAUUGUGUCACAGCUGUUUGAGGGUCGGUUGAGCUACACGUCUCUCUGCAUGGACUGUGGUCACCAGGCACACAGCACACAGUCGUUUACUGUGCUGUCCUUACCCAUUCCAGCAACAACCAAGUGCUGCAUUCAGGAUUGUCUCUCCCUGUUUUUUGAGCACACUAUCCUGGCCGGUGAGGAGCAGAUGCUGUGUUCAGUGUGUGGGCUACGGAGAGAAACUGCGGUCGUCACUUGUUUAGACAAACCUCCUGAGGUCCUCAUGUUGCACCUCAAACGGUUUGGUAGAAAGGGGAAGAACCAGGUGAAACUCAGGACAAAUGUUCUGUUUUCCAUGACGUUAAAUCUGUCCCAGUUUUUGAACAGCUCAGUACAUAACAACCCCCACUCUUCAUAUCACCUGUUUGCUGUCUUGAACCACACAGGCAACCUGAACAUGGGCCACUACACAGCUCUGUGCCGUAACGCCCUGACGGGGACCUGGCACUGCUUUGACGACUCUGACGUCAGGGAGGUACAGGACAAUGUUGUGCAAUCCCCAAAUGCUUAUGUGCUUGUGUACAGCAAGGAGCCUUUUCAAAAGCCCAAGAUCAGUGGCCUCUGAGGUGUCCGACCAAAAGAUUGAAGCCAUGGGGGACAGUGUUAACUCCAUGUCUGUCUCAGCUAGUCAUUUUAAUGACAGAUUAGAACUGCAUUAUGUCUGCAGAAUGUCUCCAUACUCCAAACUAAUUAAAGUCACACUGAGCUGUGUCUUAUUAUGGCCCAAUA
Messenger RNA from Betta splendens (Siamese fighting fish), 2501 nucleotides. Its product is annotated as ubiquitin carboxyl-terminal hydrolase 2-like. The record is from RefSeq and is a predicted model, not a curated record. The transcript has 7 exons. NCBI's taxonomy places the organism in Eukaryota, Metazoa, Chordata, Actinopteri, Anabantiformes, Osphronemidae. The coding region runs from base 1 to 2337 and encodes 778 amino acids. Gene Ontology annotation, biological process: protein deubiquitination. Gene Ontology annotation, molecular function: cysteine-type deubiquitinase activity.